This is a messenger RNA of Lonchura striata (white-rumped munia), 1072 nucleotides long. RefSeq names its product jumping translocation breakpoint (gene JTB). Gene Ontology annotation, cellular component: midbody; spindle; membrane. The record is from RefSeq and is a predicted model, not a curated record. Gene Ontology annotation, biological process: mitotic cytokinesis. Lineage: Eukaryota; Metazoa; Chordata; Aves; Passeriformes; Estrildidae.
AAUUAGAGUAGCGUCGGUUAUGGGCAAGCCACGCCCCUUUAUGGCCUUCUAGCCCCGCCCCUCGCUCCCAUUGGCUGAGCCCAGCACCCCCGCCAGGCCCCGCCCCCUUCCCCGGCACUUCCAACAUGGCGGCUCCGCGGUGGCGGCGGGGCCGGGCCCGGUAGUUCCCGGUGGUUCCCGGAGGAUCCCGGGGGUUCCUGGGGCUUUCCGGCAGAUCCCGGCGCCCCGAUGGGGCCCGGCGGCCUCACGGUGCUGCUGGCGGUGCUGAGCGCGGUGCCGGGCGGGCUGCGCCCGGCGGCGGCGGCGGCGGCGGCGGCGGCGGCGGCGAGCGAGGAGCGGCCCGCGAGCCCCGCGGUGGCCACGCCGUGCUGGCGAGUGGAGCAGUUCGUGGUUGCCCAGGAGUGCACGCGGUGCUCCGGCUUCGAGAUGAAAACGAUCCCGGCCUGCGGCCCCACCGGUUUCAUCGAGAAGAUCAACUGUGCCUCGUCCCACCGGGAUGAGUACAAGAGCUGCCGCUCGGCCGCGCUGGAGGCGCAGCGCUUCUGGCGCUUCGUGGGCUCGGCUCUGGCCGUGGCGGCGGCGGCGGCGGCGCUCGUGGUGCUGCGGCAGCGCGUGCUGGACCGGCGGGCGCUGGAGAAGGUCCGCAAACAGAUCGAGUCCAUUUAGCCGGCGGCUCCCGAGGGCCGGGAGCCGGGAAUUCCGCUGGCCCGGAGCGGCGGGAGGAGGGGCAGCUCUGCCUGGCUGCCCGGACCGGGAACGCUGCUGGGAUCUGCCUUGGGAUAGCAUCCAGGGGAUGCCCCGCGGCGGGAUGUGGGAUAAACCCUGGUCGCUGCUCCGGAGUGGGGGAAAUCCCCGUCCCCCCAGCACUGGGAUCUGCUCUGGGUGUCCCCAUCGCUCCAGGAGAGGGGUGUGGAAUAAAUCCUGGUCGUGGUUCCUGGGGUGAUGCUGUGUUUGUUUCCUGGGGGAUCCCUGGUGCCUCCAGCAUGGGAUCUACCCUGGGAGCAUGCUGAGAACCCCCAGGAACCCAGCCCAGGAGUGGAAUGUGGAAUAAAUCCUGAUCCAUGUGGCUGGA